AUGCCCCCCGGCCCGCUAUACACGAGUGCCCGCUCUAUGAUACAACGCUCCCCCCGCCGUCAUCGAAGCCUCCUCAUCACAUUCGACGCCUUCGAGACCCUCUUCUACCCGCACCCGCCAGUGCCAGACCAAUAUGCGGCGAUCGGCCACGACUUUGGGCUCUCCCGAACGACAGUGACACCAGACAAGCUCAAAGCCGCGUUCAAGGAUGUGUACCGCGUCCAAACGAAACGAUACCCCAACUACGGUCGUGCAGACGUGCUCAAGGGUCAAUAUGGAGGGCCCAAACAAUGGUGGGAGGAGGUUAUCCGGUGUAGUUUUGGACAAGUGCUAGCCGCAGAGAAGAAUGGGGAUUCUUCGCGGACAGAACCCCAGGAACACGGAGAUGUCGAUCUCCCCCGCGGUAUGAUCGAGACUCUGCUAAAUCGGUUUGCGGGAGAUGGAGGCUACACGUUAUACGACGAUGUGGCUCCGUUUUUCGCCCGCAUGCGUGAGCUGAGGGCUUCCUCAGACACUACCCCCUUUGAUCGGAUCGUGCUGGGCGUGAUCUCAAACUCUGAUGACCGGGUUCCUGAAGUGCUCAAGGCGCUGGGUCUCCGUGUUGGAGAUACACGAGCAGACGAGGAUCGGUCAAGUAUGGAGCUACCAGGUUUCGAAGAGCGAGGAUCUAAACAAAGGCCCCAGCCACAGGGCCCGAAUAUUACGAACCAAAAGGACCAACUAGAUGCAGACCUGGACCUGGUAAUUACCAGUUACGAGGCUGGCGAGGAGAAACCGAAUAAGCUGAUCUUCGAUGUUGCGAAGCGGCAGGCUCGAUUACUAGUACGACAGGAUGCGCAUACACAUGGUUCGGCUCCAGCUGGUCUGGAUGACGCUGGUGAGUGGACUUGUAUACAUGUUGGGGACGAUUAUCAGAAAGACUAUGUUGGUGCUAUCGAUGCAGGCUGGCAGAGCUAUUUCCUUGAACGGGAUGGUAGUGCAGAACGCCCUGCGCACACUAUUCGGUCGCUGAUGGACUUGUUCACCGAGAUGAAGAUUGGCUCGUAA
Molecule: messenger RNA, 1047 nt
Organism: Penicillium daleae
Lineage: Eukaryota; Fungi; Ascomycota; Eurotiomycetes; Eurotiales; Aspergillaceae
Exons: 1
Coding region: 1-1047 (348 amino acids)
Source: RefSeq, a predicted model, not a curated record